Messenger RNA from Trichoderma harzianum CBS 226.95, 1101 nucleotides. RefSeq lists its product as hypothetical. The record is from RefSeq and is a predicted model, not a curated record. Gene Ontology annotation, molecular function: cullin family protein binding. Gene Ontology annotation, biological process: SCF-dependent proteasomal ubiquitin-dependent protein catabolic process; mitotic cell cycle. NCBI's taxonomy places the organism in Eukaryota, Fungi, Ascomycota, Sordariomycetes, Hypocreales, Hypocreaceae. Bases 404 to 919 code for a protein of 171 amino acids. Gene Ontology annotation, cellular component: cytoplasm; nucleus. The transcript is spliced from 4 exons.
UUCUCUUUUGCUUUCCACCUUUUCCGCAUCGACACUUUCGGAAACUCAAGUUACCCUUCCAAACGCCACCGCACCCAAAGCCCUGCCCAAUUGAAGCCUUGGUGGCACGCUCUUUCAUCAGCCAACACGCAGUAAUCGGUACGUACCCUUUUUUGCCAGCAGAACCCCGCAGAACUCUAGAAGCGAUUGCCUGCCACUCGGAUCCGUGCCUAGGAGUCAGGAUUCAGCGUAUAUCAACCUUUCUUCUCCCUGCUUUCCUACCGCUCUCCCAAAACACCCACAUCAACAACCUCAGCUACAAGCUUACCGCCUCCCGUGCAAGCUUUCCACAUCGAUCUCUAAUAUUGUUCCGCCUAGCCGACAAGCUUCUACUCAAUCAAAGCAUCAUCGUCCCAUCAUCACAAUGGCGGAAGCAAAGCCUGCGUCCCAGAAGAUCUGGUUGGUCUCCAACGACAACGCGACCAUGGAAGUUGACCGUGCCGUCGUUGAGCGAUCCAUGCUCUUGAAGAACAUGUUGGAGGAUCUGGGCGGUGCCGACGUCAGCCCUGAGAACCCGAUUCCCAUUCCCAACGUGAACGAGGCAGUGCUGCGAAAGGUGGUCGAGUGGUGCGAGCACCACCGCAACGAUCCCGUCGCCGCACCCGAUGACGAGUCGGAUGCCCGCAAGAAGACCACUGAUAUCGAGGAGUGGGACCAGAAGUUUAUGCAGGUCGACCAGGAAAUGCUUUUCGAGAUCAUCUUGGCCUCAAACUUCCUUGAUAUUAAGCCGCUCUUGGAUGUGGGCUGCAAGACCGUGGCGAACAUGAUCAAGGGCAAGUCCCCCGAAGAGAUCCGCAAGACUUUCAACAUCACAAACGAUUUCUCAGCCGAGGAGGAGGAGCAAAUUCGCCGUGAGAACGAAUGGGCCGAGGACCGAUAAAUAAUGGUCUACUAUGGGUGUCUCUUAACUCUUCCUCUUGUUCAGUGGAGGGCAGCAGCGUGAACCUGGUUACUUCCAGGGCUGUUUUAUAGAGUAACCUACGGCGUUGAUGGGACUGAAAUGACAGGGCUAUCGGGUUCCUUUUUUUCUUUGCUUUUUUAACUGGUAUCUCGUUUGGGGGC